GUGCCCAGUGCGCGGCGCCCGCGGCUCAGCUCCGCGUCCCCUCCCGGCCGCCGCCGGCCGCUCCCUUCCCCGCCCGCCCAUGUCCCUGCCCGUGGUGCUCCCGGGCUCCUGCUGCCCGGUGGCCGGACUCUCGGGCGGGCCGCAGGCCGGGGGUCCGGGCUCCGCGGCCGCGGCCGCCCAGGAGCCGCCUCUGCCCCCGCUGCGGCCGCGCUGGCCCCGGGCCGCCGUGCAGCCCCCGGCCCGGCCUCGCUGCGCGGCCACCGCCGCCCCCGGGGUGCUGGCUGCGCCGCCCGCGCUCUCCUCCCGCCGGGCCGCUGCCGCGGCCGCCGCCGCCCCGGGCUCGGCGCUGCUGCCCGCUCGCCCGCUGUUGUCUCUCGGGCUGCUUCAGCUGAUCCUGGGCUGCUGCAUGGUGGCGCUCAGCUUCGGGGCGCUGUCUCUGAGCAGCUCCCCUCAAGUGAAGAACUCGUGCCCGUUCUGGGCCGGCUCCUCGGUGAUACUCUCUGGAAUCAUAGGAUUGACAACCUGGAAACGGCCUAUGAUACUCCUGGUAAAUCUCUUCGUUCUGCUCUCUGUGGUGUGUGUCCUCUUAAAUUUAGCUGGAUUUAUCCUUGGCUGCCAAGGGGCCCAGUUUGUGUCCAGUGUGCCCAGGUGUGACCUGGUAGACUUAGGUGAAGGCAAGAUUUGUUUCUGUUGUGAAGAAUUUCAACCAGCCAAGUGUACAGACAAAGAAAAUGCCUUGAAGCUCUUUCCUGUUCAGCCUUGUAGUGCUGUUCACCUUCUGCUUAAGAAAGUCCUUUUUGCCCUGUGUGCCUUGAAUGCCCUGACCACCACUGUCUGCUUGGUGGCAGCUGCCCUCCGCUACCUCCAGAUCUUUGCAGCCAGAAGAUCCUGCACUGAUGAAUCCCAGAUUUCUGUCGAAGAAGUGGAAGAGCAUGGUCGUCUCCCAGACCCUGAUGACUUCGUGCCACCGGCGCCGCCCCCUUCCUAUUUCGCCACGUUUUACUCAUGUACGCCCCGGAUGAACCGCAGGAUGGUUGGUCCUGAUGUUAUUCCACUGCCGCACAUCUACGGAGCGAGAAUCAAAGGUAUAGAAGUGUUCUGUCCUCUGGACCCCCCGCCUCCCUAUGAAGCUGUGGUGAGCCAGACGGACCGGCAGCAGGGAUCUGGAUUCCAAGUGGCAGAAGGAUCAGAAGCUGCUUCCAGCCCAUUGGAACUGAUCUGCACACCGGUGACUCAAGGUGGAGACAUCCCUAAUGCACCUGGAGAAGAAAGUUCAUCCAUAUCAACACCCAACUCAAGCCAGCCUCCCCCAAUGAGAAGCCGGAGAGCCCUGCGGCCCCUGAGGACGAGAUCGAAGAGCGACCCUGUGCUCCACCAUUCCUCGGAGAGAGCCACCCCUGUGCUCAGCUGUGAAGCAGCAACUCAGACAGAAGGAAGACUGGAUCUGGCUUCAGUGACCCUGAGGAGAGGCUUGCGGUCCAGAGCUUCGCGAAGCAGACCGAGGUCAUUAGUAGAUUACAAAUCUUACAUUGACACCAAGAUGCUGGUGGCCAGGUUCCUGGAGCAGUCCUCCUGCAGCAUGACCCCCGACAUCCACGAACUUGUCGAAAACAUUAAAUCCGUUUUGAAGUCCGACGAGGAGCACAUGGAGGAAGCGAUCACAAGUGCCAGUUUCCUAGAACAGAUAAUGGCCCCCGUGCAGCCCAGCACUUCCAGGGCCCACAUGCUGCCCACGAGGAGACAGCCUGGCCUGCUGCACCUGCAGAGCUGUGGAGACCUGAGCACCUUCGUCACCGUGGGGAGACCAAGAGCUGAGAGGAGGCCCCGACGUGCAGAGGCUGAGCGGCCACAUAGCCUCAUCGGUGUCAUCCGAGAGACUGUCCUGUGAUCUGCUGGGCAGGCUCCGCAUCGGCCCCAGGAGCAGAAAGGAAGGAAGAUGGGCCCUGGAACGCAAAGGCCACUUGGAGGGACAGACCCCCUUCCUCACCUAUAGCUUCCUGACUGGGAAUUGGGACCCCCAUCUGGGAACUCUUCAGAAACAGGGGCACUCCAGAGAACAUUUGUUUCUGGUCUCUGGCCCCCUUCUGUUGACUGAGGGAGUGCCUGGGUGAAUGAGGAUGUUCUUCUAGGCUCUUUCGGUCUUUGGACACCCCCUCUUCUAUCAUGUCAUGUGCCCCAUCGGGGACAGAAACUGGGCUAAUGAUCCCCUGCUCACCUCACCCCUGUGGCUCUUUUUGAGUUCAUUCCCUCAGUGGAAGACUACUUCUGCUGGGCUGCUCUUUAUAUGGACUUUUGCUGCUCAGUGAGAAGAAUUGGCAUGGAAGCAGGACGUUUAACUCUGAAGUUCCGCAGUCGUCAAGCCUCAUUUUGGAUCACCCUCAAAUCGUGCACUCUUUAGGAAAAACAGGAAACUUUUUCAGUGACAAAUUGUAAUGAAAGACAUUGAGGGAAAGCAUUCUUGUUGAUUCCAUUUAUUCAUUCUUGUAAAAUUAGAAAUGACCAAGGCAUAACGGAGAAUAAAAAUGUUUACUUUGGCCAUUUGGGCGGGUGUGCAACAUUUCUUUUUGCAUGGGUGUCUGGGUCUUACCUACAAAGGGAGCAGUGGUGGUCAGGUCUGGGCAGCCACCAAGCCAGCUUAAUCUCCAAAGCGUCACCCCUGCACCCUGUGUUCUUCAUUGUUCUUCCAUCUUUCAGCCAGGGUUUGACAAAGUGGAACUGCCUUCCAGUGGGACCUGAGCAAUAAUCAGUUAAGCCUUUAUAGAUAGGCAAUUAGUGCUAAGAAGGAAGAGGGUGAUUAGAGAAGGGUUCUUUGAGGAAAUGACAUUUGAAUUGGACUUGACUUUGAGGGU
Messenger RNA from Talpa occidentalis (Iberian mole), 2849 nucleotides. RefSeq names its product endosomal transmembrane epsin interactor 1 (gene ENTREP1). NCBI's taxonomy places the organism in Eukaryota, Metazoa, Chordata, Mammalia, Eulipotyphla, Talpidae. The coding region runs from base 80 to 1888 and encodes 602 amino acids. The record is from RefSeq and is a predicted model, not a curated record. The transcript has 11 exons. Gene Ontology annotation, cellular component: membrane.